CUAUCGUUGUGAGUUCAAAGGUUAGCUUGUUAUGGAGCUAUCUAGCCAGAAAGGGGUGUGUUAACUGCUGAUUUUUUGUUACAGUGGUUCUUAUUUCAGCCUAGUGUUACACUCGAUAAUACACUUGACGUGCACAAAGGCGUUGUCGCUUAUUUAUUUUAACUAAUAUACACAUUUUUGCGUAUGCUUUGAGCGCUGACGAGCUCGACAUGCUAGCUGAGUAGCUACCUAGCUAGCCAGCUAGCUAACUUAGUGACAAGUGUUCUUCCAAAUGACAUUUCGUAUCAAAAGCUGACCUUGUAGGCACAGCCAGCUCAUCUAAAUGGGUUCUGCCAGAGCUAUGGCAUCAACCAGGCUCCUGUGUUUGUUCAACGCGAAAGCAACAGGCUCGACCACAAAAUUAGCCAGGGCAGGUUCGAGUGUGUGCUUCAGGAGACAUGUCUGCAGUUCACCUUCAAGACUACAGAGCUGUAUGUCAGCCUGGGUCAUUGAUCAGUAUGGUACUAAUGAGGUUUUGAAGUACACAGAAGUCACCGUCCCCACUGUCAAUUCUCCCAAUGAUGUGAUGAUUAAAAUCCAUGCGGCUAGUCUCAACCCUCUUGAUAUAUCUAUGAGGGGUGGUUAUGGGGCUAAAUUGCUGAAAUUAAGAAGAGAUCCAAUGUCUGUGAUGGACAAUGAUAGUGAGUUCCCUCUGAUUCUGGGCCGUGAUGUGUCUGGUGUAGUGGUGGACUGUGGAUCUGAGGUUACCCAUUUUGUUCCAGGGGAUGAGGUGUGGGCUGCUGUUCCCCCAUGGAAACAAGGCAGUCUGGCAGAAUUUGUGACUCUAACAGAGUAUGAGGUUUCCCAUAAACCAAAAUUACUGAGUCACACAGAAGCAGCAUCCAUCCCCUACGUAGCCAGCACUUCUCUGUCUGCGCUUGUCAAUGCAGGUGGUCUUUGCAGAGACAGCUCUUCAAAUAAAAGAGUUUUGAUCACUGGAGGAUCGGGAGGUGUUGGAACAUUCUCUAUUCAGUUAUUGAAGGCCUGGGGUGCCCACAUCACUGUUACCUGUUCUCAGAACGCAGAGGGCCUUGUUAGAGGGCUGGGGGCUGAUGAGGUGGUGGACUACACAGCAGGAGAUGCGGCUGAGCAACUAGAAAUGAUGGAGAAGUUUGAUGUGAUUUUGGACAGCGUGGGUGGGGAAACAGAGCAGUGGGCGAUGGACAUGCUGAAGCCCUGGUCUGGAGCAAAGCACGUCACACUGGUAACACCUUUACUCCUCAACACCGAUUCCAUGGGCCUGCUGGAUGGGGCGUUUCACGCUGGAUUAACCCUGCACAGCAAGGCCAUACAGAACAUAUCACGUGGAGUCUUCUACCGGUGGGGAUUUUAUGCUCCAGAUGGGCCCGCCCUGGACGAGGUCAGCAAGCUGGUGGAUGCAGGGAAGAUCCUGCCAGUGGUGGAGGCCCAGUUUCCAUUUACUCAGGUGCCCCAGGCUUUUCAGAAGUUGGAGCAGGGCCACGCCAGAGGGAAGACAGUAGUCAGGGUGGCUGAAGAGGACGACAGACAGGCUGAAGAGUUGGUGCAGAACAGUCGCAUAGAGACUGCAGAGUCAGAGCAAGAAGUGAAAGAAACAGCCAAGCAAAACUAGAGACAGUAAGCAGAGUGCUAAGAGAAUUAAGCUUUUGUUAUUCUCACCUUUACAAGGCAACUCUUGACUGCAACAGACUGUAUUAUUCAAAGAGAUCUGAGGUGCAGCUUUUUUGCAGCAGACUACAAGCAUGACCUGAGCUUGUAAUGGGAGCGUGCCAAAGACUGUUGUUCUUGUUAAAGCUUACACCCUCCUGUACUGUCUAAAAGUUUUCACAAGGUGCUUUCUAUGCUGCGUUCAUGUCAUGAUGAUGUUACUAUAAUUACCAACUGGAUGCUGAUCUGAAUGGUAUUGAAUGGUCUGUAGUUGGUAAUUACAACCAGGCUUUUGGUAGCUUUCUGAUUGCUGCGAUCUAUCCAACAAGGAGUUACACGAUAAAAAAUGUCUGUUAUGAACAUAGUCAGCCCUCCAUUACCAGGUGAAGCAGAAGCAGUACUGUACAGUGUGUUUAAGAAAUUUAUUGACAAAAAUACUUUUCUUCUGAAAACAAGAGUUGUGUGCUGUAUAGUUUUGAUUAAACAAAGAAAAAAAAGACA
Siniperca chuatsi (mandarin fish) is the source of this 2166-nucleotide messenger RNA. RefSeq names its product reticulon-4-interacting protein 1 homolog, mitochondrial-like. Bases 323 to 1630 code for a protein of 435 amino acids. Gene Ontology annotation, molecular function: zinc ion binding; oxidoreductase activity. The record is from RefSeq and is a predicted model, not a curated record. Gene Ontology annotation, cellular component: mitochondrion. The transcript is spliced from 9 exons. NCBI's taxonomy places the organism in Eukaryota, Metazoa, Chordata, Actinopteri, Centrarchiformes, Sinipercidae.